This is a messenger RNA of Haemorhous mexicanus (house finch), 1733 nucleotides long. RefSeq names its product carbonyl reductase 4 (gene CBR4). Bases 633 to 1346 code for a protein of 237 amino acids. Lineage: Eukaryota; Metazoa; Chordata; Aves; Passeriformes; Fringillidae. The transcript is spliced from 6 exons. Gene Ontology annotation, molecular function: oxidoreductase activity, acting on the CH-OH group of donors, NAD or NADP as acceptor; quinone binding. Gene Ontology annotation, biological process: fatty acid biosynthetic process. The record is from RefSeq and is a predicted model, not a curated record.
CCCAGCUGAGCCCCGCCGCCGGCACGGAGAGAGGAGGGAAGGAGGCCUGGGCCGGGCACGGCUGCGGAACCCCGCUCGCCCUUGUUUAAAGGUGCCCUCCUUAGGUUGGCACUCGGGCGCUCCGGGGUGGUGCCACCGGAGCCCCGGCGUCAGGCGUUCGGUAGUUUGGCUCUGAAAGAAGAGCGAAGGUGAUACAGGUGCCUGCGUGUGCCUGUUGCUCCAAGUAUACCUGGUUUUCCCUUCCCUUAAUUAUCCAGGGAGCAGCGGGGCAUUACUGCUGCUGCAGCUUUUCCCUCCUAAGUCACAGCUCCAGGGAGCCUGUAGGGCGUUCCUGUGUUAAAGAACAAGCUAUAUAUACUGUCUUGCAGGUAGGCCCUGUGCCUCCGCCUGGUUAGUGCACAAGGGGCUUUCUCUGCUCUGAGAACUUGCCAGGAAAGGCAGACACAUGGGUUGGUUUCAGGCACUUGUGUAUACUUAAGGAAAAGGACAGACCGUCUGCUUGUUCUGUUCGGACUCUGUCACAGGAGACCAAAAUCAUCACGAGUUGGUGGUGGCCUGGCACACUUAGUACCACGUGCUUUUUUGAUUAUCACUCAUCCAGAAGGGUUUAAUAGACCUCAGUGAGGCCAAGGAUGGGCAAGGUCUGUGCUGUUUUUGGAGGAUCCCGUGGGAUAGGCAGAGCUGUGGCAGAGCUCCUGGCGCAGAAGGGCUGCCGCCUGGCCAUCAUUGCUAGGAACCUGGAGGUGGCCCAGAGCACUGCCCGUGACCUUGGUGCAGGACAUCUGGCACUUAGCUGUGAUGUAUCCAGUGAAAAAGAAGUCCAGAAGGCUUUUGAGGAGAUGCAGAGGAAUUUGGGUCCUAUUAACUACUUGGUUAAUGCAGCUGGGAUCAACAGGGAUGGUUUGCUACUGAGAACCAAGACUGAAGAUAUGAUAGCCCAGAUUCACACUAACCUUUUGGGAACAAUGCUGACAUGCAAGGCUGCUCUAAAGGUCAUGAUUCAACAGCAGGGAGGUGCUAUUGUCAAUAUUGGGAGUAUUGUAGGACUUAAAGGCAACUCUGGUCAAAGUGUGUAUAGUGCUACCAAAGCAGGAUUAGUUGGAUUUUCACGCUCUCUUGCUAAAGAAGUAGCAAAAAAGCAAAUUCGAGUCAACGUUGUUGCUCCAGGCUUUAUUCACACAGAGAUGACAGCUCAUUUGGAAGAAGAUCAGUUGAAGAAAGCAAUUCUUCUUGGAAGAUUUGGAGAGCCUCAUGAAGUUGCACAAGCUGUUGUCUUUCUUCUAGAAGCCUCAUAUAUUACAGGGAGUGUUCUGGUUGUAGAUGGAGGCUUGCAGCUUAUGACCUAAGUACUGCCUUGAAUAAAUGACUGCUUUAAUGUCAUGAUGGUAAUAUAUAAAUAUGUAUUAAAUAAAGGGAGAGGGUUGGAAAUCAUUUGAAGAUUGAUGUACAUAAUUGGCUUGGUCUUUUUUAGUCAGAGGAGAAAUUCAGCAGCAGUGAAGUGCAGCGUGUGUGUUUAGCUGCCUGAAAGAGUCUGUUUGGUGUUACAAAGUCUGUGUAUGAAACAAUUUGAAAAAGAUCUGGUUUUGAUACGGUGAUAGCUUUAAUAAUGUGCUGAUGUGUUUUUAAAGCACUGUAUUUUUAUAAAAAGUCCUGUUUGCUAAUUUGGGAGAGAAUGAGAUUUUAUUUGAAUUAUCAUGUUACACAAAGGUUAAUAAAGUGCAGAGACAUGUUUA